Dibothriocephalus latus is the source of this 636-nucleotide messenger RNA. Lineage: Eukaryota; Metazoa; Platyhelminthes; Cestoda; Diphyllobothriidea; Diphyllobothriidae. The record is from the annotation of a GenBank genome assembly.
CCCAUUGGAAACUGUGAUGCACUCAGAGACUGGGCAUUGACCAACUAUGGACUGGAUGAAUAUCGGCCUUAUACUUUUUAUGAAAUGUUGGCCCAUGAUGCAUACCGUGAUGAACUUGUCAGACGUGAUCUCUUUUCAGAUCUUUUACCAAAAACAUGCCAAAACUUUGCUUCCUUAUGCAGAAGCGACUUAAGCCCAGUUCCGAAAAAUGAAAUUGAAGUUUACACGAUGGCCUACAAGGAUAGUAUCUUUCACAGGUUAGUACCAGAUGGCUGGAUUCAAGGAGGAGUUAAAACACCGUUCAUUCAUAAACUGUAUACUAUCUUGCGAACGCAAAAAUCAAUACUGUUUGUUUUCGUAUUAGAUGAAAACUUCAGUGUCAAGCAUGACAAACGGGGAAUUAUUAGCAUGGCUAACAAGGGAAGACACACGAAUGCCUCCCAGUUCUUCAUCACCUUCAAACCAGCCCGCUGGAUGGACUUUCGUUACGUCGCUUUCGGGCGUGUGUUGGAGGGCUGGCACACACUGGAAGCCAUGGAGCACGUACCUACGGUGAAUGAACGUCCCGUUCAGGAGAUCAAGAUGGCCGAAGUGAAGGUGUUGGCGGGGAAGGACAUUCACGACAAGCUUCGCUGA